AUGUUUCAAGGCUAUACAUUUUUGAUCAUCAAAUCCAUAGACUUGGAUGACAAGGAGGCUGCUCGGCUUGAGUCAAUUUUGAGCAAGUACCAUGCCACCAAGGUUUACACCAAGGAUGAAUUUGACAACUCGAUAAACUACUUUGAUCCUCCAUCGGUUACCCACAUAGUCACCUCCUCCAUCGACUUUAUCGAGUAUUCACAAGCACAGAAGUCAAUGAUUCCAAUUGUCACACCAGAAUGGGUUCACAAUUCACUAGAACAGAGCACGCUUCUACCAAUAAAGUCAUACAAUCCUAACCCUGACUACUUUUUCAGAAAUUGCUUUGUUUGCUGUGCAGAUAACUUGCCUCAAGGAGAUAAGGAGCUCAUAUACGCUGCAGUUCAAGCAUUUGGCGGUAAUUAUUUGGAUGUGUUGUCCAAGUAUACGACCCACUUGAUUGCCAUGGAUAUGACCAACGAAAAAUCCAUUAUUGCUUCUAGCCUCAUCCACGAUCCAAAUUGCAAGGACCCUGUCAUGAAUAUUAAAAUUGUGUUGCCUCACUGGAUAGAUCAUUGUUUGAUAUUGGGAAGGAAAAUUGAUGAGGAAAAGUAUGUUCUUCCCGAUUCUGAUUCAUUUGACAUGAACGCUAGCAAUCAAGCUAGUGAGUUGAUGAAUGAAAUAAAGAACGAUUUCAGGGUUCCCAUUCUAGAUGAUUCGGUUCCAAAACCAUCAGAGGAAGAUUCAUUUAAAGGUGUGGAUUUCUUCAACGGCAAGCGUUUCUACAUUUGUUCUGACUUUAAUCUUUCGCAAAGACUGGCCAAUUCUGUCAAGGCAUUGAUAGAGAAACUUGGAGGGGACAUUGUCACGUCGUACAGCGAGAACAUUGACAUUUAUCUUGGAAAGUAUCGGAACGGCGAAGCUUAUCAAAGGAGCCGACAAAGCAAAAGAAUCAUUAUAGCAAACUUGCAAUGGUUGUAUUCGAUUCUAGUGACCAAAAAAUGGGUCUUGCCGUUAAACUCAAACAUUCUUUACUAUCCAAUCCCAUCAAAGCAUGUUGACGGAUUUGCCAAUUUGAAAAUCUCAAUCUCAAACUAUAGUGGUGAUUCUAGAGCGUACUUGUCGAAAUUGAUAACUUUAAUGGGUGCAACAUUCACUAAAACAUUGACUAGAGAGAAUGACUUUUUAGUUUGCGCAAAAGCUGAUGGUAAAAAAUACGACGCUGCGGUUUCGAAAUGGAUAGGUAUGGACGGUAAACCCGAAGUCCAAAUAGUCAACCAUAUGUGGUUGGAAGAUUGCUUCAUUGAGUGGGUGAAGCUAGAUCACACUGAUGCCAAGUACACAAAUUUCGGUAAUCUGGGUUUGGGCAUGGAGCCAUAUAUUGGUGGAGCACAUUUGGAUGUGGACAAGUUGGAUGGACCGAGUGAAGAUAAUGGAAAUGUAACUGGAAAUGUUGAUGACAGUAUGAGUGAGGAUGAGAGCACUCAAUCGAGAAAAUUGGUUUGCCCUGCGCCAUUGGCCAAUGUAAAAAGGGAAGUAACGUCUAGCGGAGAUUUGAAAAAGUUUGCCGACAAGCCAGCAAAUGAAAAUGACGAUGUCAUUAGUAUACACACUCCUUCAAAUGGUACACCUGAUAUUAGUGCUGAAAUCUAUUCACCAAAGACCCCAACCGAUCUUGGUGAGGGUACCGUUUUCAAUUCUCGUUAUGGAGGAAGAUCAGCUGCUAAAAAGGCAGCGGCAAAGUUGCAUGACAACAUGAGUGAUUUAAAUGCUUAUUUGGAGAUGUCGAAAAGUAGCAAGAAAAUGAAGACAUACAUGAGCGAAUUGGAAAAUACGGUAAACGGCAAACGCAAGCAAUUGCAGGAAACAAAUGAUUACACAGGAAGCACCACUCUGGACACGGAUGCGAAACGCCUUCGAACUGAUGAGUGUAGUAUCGUUGCAAUUAUGACGGGAUGUGAACAAGAUAUUGAAUUGUCAAAGAGUGAUUACACAAAGCUACAAUCAAUCGGUAUCAAAGUCAUCACCGACUUGUCAAAACAUACCCCAAACACACUAAUUGCACCUAAAAUUCUACGAACUGAAAAGUUUUUGAGAAGUUUGAGUAAAGUGGACAGAAUUGUACACCCGUCAUACAUUGUGGAUGUUUUGUCAAAUGCUGAAAAUAACGGAGACACAAUGAGUUUGUAUCGCAUUGAUGAUUACGCCUUGGACAAGGUGAACCCCUCAGCGAAAACUGAUUUGGGUGUCAAGAGCUUACAAGCAUUGUUACUGAAAUGUAACACCCGUGGUCAUCUUUUUGAUGGAAUCAGCUUGAAUCUCAGCAAGAAUUUGAAUGGGGGCAUUGAAAUCAUUUCACGAAUUUUGCAAGAUCAUGGCCUCAAGGAGUACGAAGAAGUUCCAGUUACGCUUACUAAAAAGACGUCCAUUUGCAGUUGCAUCUACAAAGACAAGCCAGUGUCGAUAUUAAUUGCCAACAAAACCAAGGACGCAAAGCUAGUUGCUAGCUUUAAAAAGGGUUAUUCCAACGGAGUCGUUCUUAGCUGGGACUGGUGUGUGAAAUCGAUUUUUGCCAUGGAAUUGCAAAAUUUUGACAAAUUCGAGAUAUAA
Messenger RNA from Lodderomyces theae, 2589 nucleotides. RefSeq names its product Esc4p (gene ESC4). Bases 1 to 2589 code for a protein of 862 amino acids. Gene Ontology annotation, biological process: DNA double-strand break attachment to nuclear envelope; double-strand break repair. The record is from RefSeq and is a predicted model, not a curated record. NCBI's taxonomy places the organism in Eukaryota, Fungi, Ascomycota, Pichiomycetes, Serinales, Debaryomycetaceae. Gene Ontology annotation, cellular component: nucleus; Cul8-RING ubiquitin ligase complex. The transcript has a single exon.